CCGGAUGCCUCACUUCCCACUCAGGAUAAAGGGUAUAAAAGUUGGUGGAUCUCGAGGUGCUUCAUUCGCUCAGCUUUGCUCUGAGGUGUCCGUGGUCGCAGCUGAGAAAGGGUCACCGGUGCAAGAUGUGCUCCAGACAAAGCGGCUGCCACGGCUGCGGCUGCUGCUGCUGCUGCAGGGGCAGUUACCAGUCCCAGGGCUCCUCCAGCGGGGGAGGAGGCGGCUCCUGCUGCGGCGGAGGAUCCUCCGGAGGAUCAGCCCAGAAGAUCAUUAUCAGCUCUGGUGGCGGAGGAGGAGGAGGAGGCUCCUCCGGGUGCUGCGGAGGGGGAUCCGGUGGCGGCUCCUCAGGAGGGAAGAUCAUCAUGGGAGGUGGAGGCGGAGGUGGAGGUGGAUGCUGCGGUGGAGGAUCCAGCGGUGGAUCCUCAAAGAGCAUGAUGGGAGGUGGUGGAGGUGGAGGUGGUGGAUGCUGCGGUGGAGGAUCCAGCGGUGGAUCCUCAAAGAGCAUGAUGGGAGGUGGUGGUGGUGGAUGCUGCGGUGGUGGAUCCAGCGGUGGUGGUGGCUCUUCUGGGAUGAAGAUCAUCAUGGGAGGCGGAGGUGGAGGCGGAGGUGGUGGUGGAUGCUGCGGUGGAGGAUCCGGCGGUGGAUCCUCAAAGAGCAUGAUGGGAGGUGGUGGUGGAGGUGGUGGUGGAUGCUGCGGUGGGGGUGGCAUGGGUGGAGGGUCUGGUGGUGGAUCUUCAGGAACCAAGGUCAUCAUUGGAGGUGGUGGUGGUGGUGGUGGAGGAUCCUCCGGGUGCUGCGGUGGCGGAUCCAGUGGUGGAUCCUCAAAGAGUAUGAUGGGAGGCGGUGGUGGAGGUGGAUGCUGCGGUGGAGGAUCCAGUGGUGGAUCCUCAAAGAGCAUCAUGGGAGGCGGUGGAGGUGGUGGUGGUGGAUGCUGUGGUGGAGGAUCUGGCGGUGGUGGCUCUUCUGGGAUGAAGAUCAUCAUGGGAGGAGGAGGUGGUGGAGGAUCCUCUGGAUGCUGCGGUGGCGGAUCCGGUGGUGGAUCCUCAAAGAGCAUCAUGGGAGGCAGUGGAGGUGGUGGAGGUGGAUGCUGCGGUGGAGGAUCCGGCGGUGGCGGUGGGGGCUCCGCCCAGAAGAUCAUCAUCAGCUCUGGCGGAGGAGGAGGAGGAGGAGGCUCCUCCGGGUGCUGCGGAGGGGGCUCCGGUGGCGGCUCCUCGGGAGGGAAGAUCAUCAUGGGAGGGGGCGGCGGAUCCUCCGGGUGCUGCGGUGGCGGAUCCGGCGGCGGCUCCUCGGGCGGGACCAUCAUCAUCAGCUCCGGAGGUGGCGGUGGCGGGGGCUCGUCCCAGCAGAAGUGUCCCGUUGUCAUCCCCAGCGUGGUGUCCCACCAGACCAAGCAGAGCUCCCACUGGCCCUGCCAGCAGAAGUAACCGCCCUGGGCAGCUCCAGUUCCUGUCAGGAGCGGUUGAGUUUGCUCCCAGCCCGUCCCUGUCCCUCGUGUCCCUGUCCCUCGUGUCCCCUCGGUGCUGCAUCCCUGUGCUGUGAACUCCUCUGUGCCAUAAAAGUGGCUGGAAAUAAAGAUUUCUGU
Molecule: messenger RNA, 1582 nt
Organism: Prinia subflava (tawny-flanked prinia)
Lineage: Eukaryota; Metazoa; Chordata; Aves; Passeriformes; Cisticolidae
Exons: 2
Coding region: 126-1424 (432 amino acids)
Source: RefSeq, a predicted model, not a curated record